CGACGGCGUUGACCGGAAACCGUUUUGAUUAUUUGAUCUUUGUAACUGGGAGCGAAGUGUCCAAGGAAUUUCAGACUAUAAAAACCCUCCUAGUUCUCCAUUUCUCUUCUCUUGCUCUCUUUCGAUAACCGGUGCUCUCUUCUCUGCUCGGAUAUAGAUUUGGUUGAAAAAUGGGAAAAAGGAAAUCAAGGGCAAAGCCUCCACCUAAGAAGCGAAUGGACAAGCUUGACACUGUAUUUAGUUGUCCUUUCUGCAAUCAUGGGACGAGUGUUGAAUGUCGCAUUGAUAUGAAGAACUUGAUUGGUGAGGCUAUAUGUGGGAUUUGCCAAGAGAGCUUUAGCACUACCAUCACAGCUUUAACAGAGCCCAUAGACAUAUAUAGCGAAUGGAUUGAUGAAUGUGAAAGGGUGAACAACCUUGAAGAUGAUGGUGCUUACAGAGCUGAUUAGGUGGUUUGUCUGAGAGAAAGGCUUUAAGAAGUCAUGUGGGAUCCAAUCACAAGGACCCUUUGUUUUAGUUGUGAAGUCUACAUACGUAUGUAUAGUAACUAUUGGUCCAUCCUAUGCCUUGAUAACAUAUAUUUGAGUUUUAAGGAUGAACAACUUGUGCUAAGCUGGCUUUGGUAAUAAAAGUGGAUAAACUGAUGUGCUAGGUUC
Molecule: messenger RNA, 656 nt
Organism: Manihot esculenta (cassava)
Lineage: Eukaryota; Viridiplantae; Streptophyta; Magnoliopsida; Malpighiales; Euphorbiaceae
Product: transcription elongation factor 1 homolog
Exons: 5
Coding region: 171-449 (92 amino acids)
Biological process (GO): transcription elongation by RNA polymerase II
Cellular component (GO): transcription elongation factor complex
Molecular function (GO): RNA polymerase II complex binding
Source: RefSeq, a predicted model, not a curated record